Molecule: messenger RNA, 2140 nt
Organism: Polypterus senegalus (gray bichir)
Lineage: Eukaryota; Metazoa; Chordata; Cladistia; Polypteriformes; Polypteridae
Gene: sepsecs
Product: Sep (O-phosphoserine) tRNA:Sec (selenocysteine) tRNA synthase
Exons: 12
Coding region: 159-1676 (505 amino acids)
Biological process (GO): selenocysteine incorporation; conversion of seryl-tRNAsec to selenocys-tRNAsec
Molecular function (GO): O-phosphoseryl-tRNA(Sec) selenium transferase activity; tRNA binding
Source: RefSeq, a predicted model, not a curated record
CAUGACCAGUUCACAGCUUCUCCGACAGGGGACUCGUCUCCUAAAACCACUUCGCAUUGGAGUUGAUUUGCUUAUUUGAAAAAAGAAAGCUUGUAACUUCAGUCGAUCAAGACAAUAUAUCCAUGAGCUUAGCGUAAUCAGCCGAGUAUUCUGAAAUAAUGAACAGUGAAAAUGCUUCAAUUAGUGAGAGGAUUGUCUCUCCAUCAUAUAUUCGCCAGGGAUGUCAAGCAAGACGUACCCAUGAACAACUGAUAAGACUUUUAUUAGAAAAGGGAAAAUGCCCAGAAGAUAGCUGGGAUGAAAGUACUAUUGAAUUAUUCCUUCAUGAGCUUGCAGUUAUGGACAGCAACAACUUUUUGGGAAACUGUGGAGUUGGUGAGAGGGAAGGGAGAGUAUUUUCUAGUCUAGUUGCAAGAAGACAUUAUAGACUCAUUCAUGGCAUUGGAAGAUCAGGAGAUAUUGCUGCAAUCCAACCUAAGGCUGCUGGUUCCAGUUUACUCAACAAAAUAACCAAUUCAGUAGUGUUGGAUGUUUUAAAGAUUGCAGGGGUGAAAACAGUUUCUAGUUGUUUUGUAGUUCCUAUGGCAACUGGCAUGAGCUUAACACUAUGCUUUCUCACAUUGAGGCAGAAGAGGCCAACAGGAAAAUACAUUAUAUGGCCUAGGAUUGAUCAGAAGUCCUGCUUCAAAUCAAUGAUAACAGCAGGAUUUGAGCCAGUAGUGAUCGAGAACUUACUAGAAGGAGAUGAAUUACGUACUGACCUACAGAGUAUAGAAAGCAAAAUUAAAGAACUUGGGCCUGAAAACAUUCUCUGUGUUCAUUCUACCACCUCUUGUUUUGCUCCAAGAGUUCCAGACAGACUGGAAGAAUUGGCCAUGAUGUGUGACAAAUAUGGUAUUCCCCACAUAGUCAACAAUGCCUAUGGAGUUCAGUCUUCAAAGUGCAUGCACCUUAUCCAGCAGGGUGCACGUGUUGGAAGAAUAGAUGCUUUUGUUCAAAGCCUGGAUAAAAACUUUAUGGUCCCAGUUGGAGGUGCCAUUAUUGCGGGUUUUAAUGAGUCUUUCAUACAGGAAAUCAGCCGGAUGUAUCCAGGCAGAGCAUCAGCUUCUCCAUCCCUGGAUGUGCUUAUUACUUUACUGUCUAUGGGUUCAAAAGGUUACAGGAAGCUUCUACAGGAACGAAAGGAUACAUAUACCUAUCUAGCAGAAGAAUUGAAAACAUUGGCUGAAGCUCAUGGGGAACGACUGUUGAAAACAACUCACAAUCCAAUAUCUUUGGCCAUGUCGCUCCAAGGUAUAGACCAACAAAAUGACAAGGCAGUUACUCUUCUAGGAUCAAUGCUGUUUACUAGACAAGUGUCAGGUGCCAGGGUGGUUCCACUUGGGAAUGAACAAACAGUAAGUGGUCACGUAUUCAAAGGCUUCAUGUCCCAUGCCACUGAAUAUCCUUGUCCUUACCUAAAUGCUGCUGCUGCCAUUGGAAUCACAAAACAAGAUGUCGAUCUUUGUAUUAAAAGGCUGGACAAGUGUCUUAAGAAUAUCAAGAAAGGUCAGACUGACCAAAGUGAAAACCUAGAAACUGAAUCAGAAAAUCCUGCUGUCAUUUCUGAGGACACAUUAAAUGAGAUGGCUGAAUCUUUUAAUGAGGAAAUGAGCACUGGACUAAAAGGGUUGUAAGUGUAUUGAGUUUUCCAUAUUUAAAUUAGUUUGGAGGUGAUGAAAGGAAACCAAAGUGUAAUAAAAUACCUGAAGAGAAUAUCAAGUGGAUUGCUGAUGUACAUUAUAUUCAUACUCUAGACUGUGAUUAGACUCUCUCUAUAGAUUACCUAAUAAAGAUUAUUAAAUCAUUUUCUAAAUGCAUAAAUACUAAGUGCCUAUGCAAAAUAUAUUAUGAAGUAACCACAGAAAACUGAUUGGACUAUUUAAGCUGAAUGUUGGUUUGAGUUAUUUCACACACUAAUUGUAUAUUCAGAUCAUUAAUUCCUGCUUUACUUCCUCUUUCCUCUUUUUUGUGCUAACAUUUAUGGGUCUCUGAAGGAAAUGGUUUAUUUAAAUAAGAAGUGACAUUUGUACUGUGCAAUUUACACAGUAUGUCUGUGAUUAACUGACAAAUUAGUAAAACAGUAAUUUAAUUCCCUUUA